CUCUGGGGCGGCGGGGCCACGCCGCGCGCCGAUUGGUGGCGUCCGGGGCUCUCCCUGCAGGUGACUGACGGCGCUGACCACCCGCGCCCGUCGCCCGCCAGCCGCCGCCGCCGCCCGCCCGGGGUGUGGAGCCCGGCCUCCGCUCGCGGGCUGCGCGUCUGCCGCUCCCGCCGUCGCCGCCCAGCCUCCGCCAUGGACCUGUUCGGGGACCUGCCGGAGCCCGAGCGCUCGCCGCGCCCGGCUGCCGGGAAAGAAGCUCAGAAAGGACCCCUGCUCUUUGAUGACCUCCCUCCGGCCAGCAGUACUGACUCAGGUACAGUCUCCAGGCUCUCCCAGGUGUGUGUCAACGUCUCUACUCAUCCUGGGAUUGUAGUUGUCUCAAUCUUUUUCCCUUUCCCCCAUUUUCAACACACAGAUGUUUUAGGUGUUGGACUGUCUUUAAGUUUUGAAUCCAUGGGAUCAGGAUCAGGGGGACCUUUGCUUUUUGAUGAUCUCCCACCUGCUAGCAGUGGUGAUUCAGGUUCUCUUGCCACAUCAGUACCCCAGAUGGUAAAGAAUGAAGGGAAAGGAGCAAAGAGAAAAACCUCUGAGGAAGAGAAGAAUGGCAGUGAAGAGCUUGUGGAAAAGAAAGUUUGUAAAGCCUCUUCGGUGAUCUUUGGUCUGAAGGGCUAUGUGGCUGAGCGGAAGGGUGAGAGGGAGGAGAUGCAGGAUGCCCACGUUAUCCUGAACGACAUCACCGAGGAGUGUAGGCCCCCAUCGUCCCUCAUUACUCGAGUUUCAUAUUUUGCUGUAUUUGAUGGACAUGGAGGAAUUCGAGCCUCAAAAUUUGCUGCACAGAAUUUGCAUCAAAACUUAAUCAGAAAAUUUCCUAAAGGAGAUGGCAUCAGUGUAGAGAAAACCGUGAAGAGAUGCCUUUUGGACACUUUCAAGCAUACUGAUGAAGAGUUCCUUAAACAAGCUUCCAGCCAGAAGCCUGCCUGGAAAGACGGGUCCACUGCCACGUGCGUUCUGGCUGUAGACAACAUUCUUUAUAUUGCCAACCUUGGAGAUAGUCGGGCAAUCUUGUGUCGUUAUAAUGAGGAGAGUCAAAAACAUGCAGCCUUAAGCCUCAGCAAAGAGCAUAAUCCAACUCAGUAUGAAGAGCGGAUGAGGAUACAGAAGGCUGGAGGAAACGUCAGGGAUGGGCGUGUUUUGGGCGUGCUAGAGGUGUCCCGCUCCAUUGGGGAUGGGCAGUACAAGCGCUGCGGUGUCACAUCUGUGCCUGACAUCAGACGCUGCCAGCUGACCCCCAAUGACAGGUUCAUUUUGUUGGCUUGUGAUGGGCUCUUCAAGGUCUUUACCCCAGAAGAAGCCGUGAACUUCAUCUUGUCCUGUCUUGAGGAUGAGAAGAUCCAGACCCGGGAAGGGAAGUCUGCGGUCGACGCCCGCUACGAAGCAGCCUGCAACAGGCUGGCCAACAAGGCGGUGCAGCGGGGCUCGGCUGACAAUGUCACCGUGAUGGUGGUACGGAUAGGGCACUGAGGGGUGGCGCGCGGCCAGGAGCACCCAUUGUAUUGACUUAAAAGGUUCAUUUUGUGUGUGUGUGCACAUUGUGUGUUUUGUGUACUCCUGUGGGACUCCCAUGGUUGUAAAUAAAGGUUUCUGUUUUUUUUUUUUU
Molecule: messenger RNA, 1657 nt
Organism: Sapajus apella (tufted capuchin)
Lineage: Eukaryota; Metazoa; Chordata; Mammalia; Primates; Cebidae
Gene: ILKAP
Product: ILK associated serine/threonine phosphatase
Exons: 12
Coding region: 193-1521 (442 amino acids)
Biological process (GO): protein dephosphorylation
Molecular function (GO): cation binding; protein serine/threonine phosphatase activity
Source: RefSeq, a predicted model, not a curated record